Molecule: messenger RNA, 7002 nt
Organism: Globicephala melas (long-finned pilot whale)
Lineage: Eukaryota; Metazoa; Chordata; Mammalia; Artiodactyla; Delphinidae
Gene: ETNK1
Product: ethanolamine kinase 1
Biological process (GO): phosphatidylethanolamine biosynthetic process
Cellular component (GO): cytoplasm
Molecular function (GO): ethanolamine kinase activity
Source: RefSeq, a predicted model, not a curated record
CCCGGCAUGCUCCGCGCCCGCCGGCGGCCGAGCGCAGACGAGACGGAUAUUCCCCGUGAGCAGUCGCUGGUCAGUUCAGCCGCUAUCCAGACCUGGGUCGGCGAGAGUGCCGCCACCAGCUGUUCUCCUACCGCUCUGCCGUUAUUCUGAACGCCCCCAGCCCUCCCGCGAGGGCGCCCCGGGACGGAAGGAUCCAGCAGCCUGUCGGCGCCCGCCGUUCUCGUGGUCGCCGUCGCCGUCGUAGUUGUGGUAGUCUCUGCCGUAGCCUGGGCCAUGGCCAAUUACAUCCACGUCCCGCCCGGCUCCCCGGAGGUCCCCAAGCUGGACGUCACGGUGCAGGAUCAGGAGGAGCAGCGCUGCCGGGAGGGGGCCCUGAGCCUCCUGCGACACCUGCGGCCGCACUGGGACCCUCAGGAGGUGACCCUGCAGCUUUUCACAGAUGGAAUCACAAACAAACUUAUUGGCUGUUACGUGGGUAAUACAAUGGAGGAUGUAGUCCUGGUGCGAAUUUAUGGCAAUAAGACUGAGUUGUUAGUUGAUCGAGAUGAGGAAGUGAAGAGUUUCCGAGUGUUGCAGGCUCACGGCUGUGCACCACAACUCUACUGUACCUUCAAUAAUGGACUGUGCUAUGAAUUUAUACAGGGAGAAGCAUUGGAUCCAAAGCAUGUCUGCAACCCUGCCAUUUUCAGGCUUAUAGCACGUCAGCUUGCUAAAAUCCAUGCUAUUCAUGCACACAAUGGCUGGAUUCCCAAAUCUAACCUAUGGCUAAAGAUGGGAAAAUAUUUCUCUCUCAUUCCCACAGGAUUUGCAGAUGAAGAUAUUAAUAAAAGGUUCCUAAGUGAUAUCCCAAGCUCUCAGAUUCUUCAGGAAGAAAUGACUUGGAUGAAGAAGAUUCUUUCUAACCUGGGCUCACCUGUUGUGCUUUGCCAUAAUGAUCUGUUGUGUAAGAAUAUAAUCUACAAUGAGAAACAAGGUGAUGUACAGUUCAUUGAUUAUGAAUAUUCUGGAUACAACUACCUGGCAUAUGAUAUUGGAAAUCAUUUCAAUGAAUUUGCAGGUGUGAGUGAUGUAGACUAUAGUCUUUAUCCAGAUAGAGAACUGCAAGGCCAGUGGCUGCGUUCUUACCUUGAAGCGUACAAAGAAUAUAAGGGUUUUGGGUCUGAAGUUACUGAAAAGGAAGUAGAAAUACUCUUCAUUCAAGUCAAUCAGUUUGCAUUGGCUUCACAUUUCUUUUGGGGAUUGUGGGCUUUGAUUCAAGCCAAAUACUCCACUAUUGAGUUUGAUUUCCUUGGGUAUGCAAUUGUUCGUUUUAACCAAUACUUUAAGAUGAAGCCUGAGGUUACUGCAUUAAAGGUGCCUGAGUAAAGAAGACAUUUAAUUAUUCUUAAGUAGCUGAACAAUGCUUGUGGAUAUUUUAAGAAAUUCCAAAAAGCCAAUAUAUGUUAAAAUUCUUUUAAUUUGGUUAUCUUGCUUUACAAAUUAUGCUUCUAAACAACCAAUUUAUUUUUUAAAUAGAAUGAUGUUAAGAAAUACACCUACUGCUCUCAGUAUGUGGUGGGUUAGAAGUUUGUUAAAUCAGCAAAAAGGUAUAAAGAUGUCAGUUUAAUCCUUUGAUAAUUUAAUCUAUGUUAUAUGUUAAUUAUUUAUUAUAAAUUUAACAUGAAUUCUGUGACUGUUUUCAUCUGUUUCAUCUGUUUGUUGAGUGUAAGCAACAAAAAUUUUCCAGAGAAAAUUUUCUUUUAAGUUUUACUUUAAUAACAUUAAUUUUAGUAAACAUUUUAGGUGUUUAGUGUAACCUUUUUAUUUUGACACACUGUUAGUUAAAUGAAUCAUUUACUCUUGGAAUGCCAGACACUGGUUUAGAUAAAUUAAGAUGUUCAUAGAAAAAUAUCUGUUUAGGAGAGUGAAGUACAUUCACUGUCUAUGCUAGUGGUACAUCUUUCUGGAGUACUGGAAAGCAUUUUUUUGGGGGGAACAUCUUAGAAUUAAAUUCCCCUCUUGCUACAUAGUCUGGCAGUAUAAAUAUUAAUAUUUACCAUAUAAUCCUGGAAUAGAUAUAUGAUGAUUUUAUGUUACCAAAAUCUGUAUUAAAUAAUGUUUUCACAUACUAUAUAUGGUCAUUUAAGUUACAGUUUGUUUUUAAAAUUUUACUAUAUCAAAUUGUUUCUAACCAAAAAUUUUGUUUUACUUAUUGAGAUGUUGUAUAUUUUGUUUGUUAUUAAAUAGUAGCUAGUACAGCAAUUGUUAAUUUUUGAAACAAAGACAGAAUGCUUAUCAUACUUGGGAACAAGAAAAUGUCAUUUAGUUUAAUUCUUUUUUACUUCUUCAGAUUCAUUCCUUACAGUGUGGUUUUAAUGUUUUAGUCUGGCUCCAUGUCUUUAGAAUGAUAGCAAAUGAUUACUUGAUAAAUGUAUCAAUAGUUUCAGAGAAAUAAGUUGAGAUGGUUAAAAGAAUUAAAUAAGGAACCUUUAGAACAUGAAUCUUGUACACUUAAAAUCUGAUAUAACAAUGUGAAUUAAGCAAAAAUACUCCUGGUAGGAGGGCUUCUGUUUGGUUUGAUUUCUUUUGAUUUUGUUUGUUUGUUUUUGUCUGUUUGAGAGUGAGAGGAUGGCAGUUAUUAUUUGGAAGGAACUUAGAUCUUUGAGAUAGAUAAGCAAGCAUCCAGUUUUGAAGACUGCUGUGUAGAGUUGAGCAGUCAUGGUUAACUUUACUUAGAAAAUGAGUCUGACAAGCUUUGCACUUUGGUCACAUAAGUGCCCAUGUACAAAGUUGGCUUAAUGGAUCUGCAUAUUCAGAAUAUGCAACUACAAAUUAAUCCUCUGAGAAAUCUUCUGGGGAGUCUGAUGUAUUAUUCCAAGUGACUUGUAUUCUCAGAUAAGUGCUUUAAAAUACUUGGAUUAUCUCAAGAUGUUUAAAGCUAAUAAAGUAAGUAGAAACACUUACAGGCCAUUUAAAAUGGUAAAUUCUAGUUACAUGAAUAGAAUCUUAAAAUCUGUUUUGUGUCUAUAUUAACAGUGUUAGACCAAGAUUUGUUUUCUACCUCCCCAAUGUUACAAAUGUUCACUUCUGUUUUUAUAAACCAUAUUACUGUAGGAUCAAUAGAAUUUUACCUAAUUAACUAAAUGAAAGGAACCAAUUAAACAAUGAAUAGCUUUUUAUAUAAUGUUAGAGUGAACUUGAAAAAUUGUUUUUGGUGGAAUUUCAUCUGGGGCUGGAACAUUUUCUUAGAACAAUGAAGAAUAUGUAGUACUCUUGCUUUCCGACUUCUUAAAAGUGCAGAUAUAUCUUGGAGAACUGUGGGAAGAGAGAAGAUCAUUUUUCUACCUUACUCCAUAUUCUUCAAACUAUUUUGAAUAGAGAUUCACUGAGCCAUUGCUGGUAGAUUGUGCCUAGCUGCUAGCUGUGAUACUCUUGUAAGUGGUUCAGAGAGAUUCAUAUAGAAGUGAAUGUAAAGGGGAAUAAAGGCUCUCAUUUUAGCCCUAGGCAAUGAAUCUUGGGAACAAAAUAAGCUAUUUAAGAUAUUUCCCCCACUUUUAGGCUAGAUUUUGGGUAUUAUGAUGUUCCCACUUCCUGUACAGGUUUUUGGGAUCAUGCUUCAGCCUAAUAAUAGGGUUCAAAAUUUGCUUCCCUUUUAAUUGAUCAUUUAAGGGAUUCUAAAGGGAAAACAUCCCUCUAAAAUUUGUCCUGUGGCUUGCUGAGAUGUCUUUUGCCUUUUUAUGUUAAGCUAAGGAACUUGAAUGCCUUACCUAAUAACUCAACUGAUAGUAAGCUCAUUUUGUAAAUAUGAAAAUGGUUGUUAGAGAAGUGGCAUUCAUGUAUACUCAGUGUUAGUCAAUAGACCAUAGUGGCCUGGAUGCUUUAGCAAGCAAAAUUCCACAGUUUGUUUUCCCUUUGUUCCUUACAUACUUGUAUGAUCUUAACUGACCAGUAAUACUUGAUUUUUUCCCCUCCUGACCCCAUGCUACCACCACUUUCUGGGAAUUAAAGAGAUGUGGUAGUAAAUCAUACUGUUCACAUGAUCAUUUGAGAUCAAUAUGAGCACAAAACUCAUCAACUAGGUCUGCCUGGAAUGUAUAUAAAACAUUGUAAAUAAAAAUUUGUAAAUUAGUGUGACUUGUAGGUUGCAUAUGAGAUUGUGUAUUGUUUUGCAUUCUUUUCCCUUUUGUAGACAUUUUUCUGUAAGGUCAUGAUCCAGCUCUUUGGUUUUAGACUGGAAAUAGCCAACAAAUCGGGCUGCACAGUGGGAUAACAAGAGGAACUGGAAAUAGGGUUUGUCAGUUUUUGUUAAUGUCAGUACUUAUUUAUUUAGCCUCUCAGUGCCUAAUAUGACUUUUUUUCAAACUUUAGUUGACCACUAGUUUUUGGAGGUUAGAUUCCUGCAAGCAGUAAAUUAAUACAUUGUUAGAAUUCCAUUAUUUGAGUCAUGACUCUAAGCUAAAGCAAAUUAAAAAUAUAAUUUUAUGAUUGCAGACUGAAGUGUUAUCCUUUUCUGUUUUCAAGGCUGUUAACCUUUUUCUACAAAAAAAACCUUUGAGUCUUUAUAUAUCUCAGUGUGAAUCUUAAGUCCCACAUAUACAAGGGAGAUGAUAAGUAAUAGCUCCUAGUUCAACUUAAGCAUGUCUCAGUUGGCUUCUCUAAGUAUAAAGUUGUUCAUUAUGGGAUUGUAAAACACAGAAAAGGUAUGUGCUCUUUUAAUGACUGCUAAUUCCAUUUUUGCUGAACUAAAAAUAUUUAACUUCAUAAAUAUAUUUAUUAUGAAACCUUCCAGAUUUAAAGGAAAAAUUCCCCCCAAACACUCUCAAUUAAGUUAAAAACCUCCACUUUUAAAGUUAUAUGGAUAUUUCUUUUUUACAUUACACAAAGCUUUCUGUACCAUUUUUGAAUUCCUUCAUAAUGUAAAUGAGAAAACUAUCAGUUUGAUUUCUGCUUUAAAUUGCUUUUAAUAAGCAUUUUAUACUGCAUUCCAAAGUGAUAUAGACUUAAGCUUUUAAUAUUAGUCAUUCAAUUGAUAGACAAAGUUAACAAUGCUUUAUGCUAGGAGAGUUUUGUUAUUGGCAGCAACUUGCACUACUUUACACAAAAGGCAAAUGCUAGUAGUUUUUAUGCACAAAGGAAAGUGAAUUAUAAGUAUGUGGUAAAGCAGCUUUAUCUUUAUUUCAAAAUUGAUUUGCUCUGAAUUUUCUUCAUUAGAUUUUUAGAAUGUCUUUGACUGGAAACUUAAUUACAUAUUAAGGCAAUCUCUUUUGUUUUUGUUUCUUUUUUAAACGAAAGACAUUAGUUAUAUGGAACCACCUUUUUUUUCUGCUACAUACCACUUGUGAGAUUACAGUGUUAUGUCUUGGGUUUGAUGUCUUCAGACAGAAAAGUGUAACGAUUAUUUUAAAUGAAUUUUUCCCCAUCUUUGAAGUUUAGUCCAUAAAUGUAUUGCUAUAAAAGAAAAUGCUUGAGUUUGCAUUACUUGAAUACUUGAAAACUGAAAUUAAUAAGAUAUAUUACACAAUGAAUUAGACUUUUCUGAACAGUUUUUAACACUAAAAUUUUCCUUUCUGGAUCAUAAUUUGAAAUGGACAGAUUUAAACUCUUUGGAUAGAAAAAAUAAUAUAGUGCUUAUAGAAAAUACCCUUUUGACUUUGAGGCAUUCAGAAUUCAAGUUUUUAGUAGGUUUCUGUCCUGAAAUCUGCUUUCUCUUCUUUCCUAUACUUAAUGCACUUACUAUGCUACUGAUGUUAUCAAACAGCAAGUUAAAAUCUGUGUUCGUUAUGCAUCCUAUGGCUUUCUAGUUACGAAAAAAUUGCUCUGUAAAAUACUCUUAAUCCCUAAAUGUAGGCAUAUUUUUGUCUACACCUUGCCCAUUAAUGGUAUUAAUACCAUAAAUCAUUUUAACAAAACACAAGGUGUUUAUACAAAUUGAAAACAUUACAUGUUACAUUUGAACUAGUUAGUGAAGGGUAAGAAAAAGGUGGCUGAUUUGAAUUGUUCCAUUAGUUAAAUUUCAAAAGGAACUUUGAGAGAUUAAGACCUGAUAGUAUCUGUGUAAACUAGCUCCUGUGAACUGGGAAAGACCCCCAAAGCAGUGGAGGAAAUGAGAGCACUUGCAUGGUUGUACUGUGGUGCUACUUAAAUUAUGUAGUGACACCGUGUAAUUUUUAUUGUUCAACAAUCUGAAGAAGUUUCCUGUUACUUACAUGUACUAAAGUAAUUAUAAAUUGGUAGAAUCUGCAAAAAGGAAACUUUUAAACUCUACUGUAUUUAGGAGCCUUUGUGUAGCUGGGUGAAGUUUCCAUGAUUUGAAGUAUUUGGAUUUUAAAAUAUACCAUUAUUUUAAGAAAGAAGACCUGGCAUUAUUACAUAUUCUUAAAUGACAAUGUCCUUAUCAGUUUCAGAAGAAAAAACCAAAAUGAAUAAUUGUCAUUGCAUUAGCUGUAUGUUGAAUUGGGAAAUUGUGACAUAAAGGUUAAAUUUAUGUUUCUCAAAUGUGAACCAUAGUAGUAUAAUGCUGCUCUGUAAAUACUGUAAGUGCUACAAAUAGUCUCAGCACUGAAAAUGUAUUGAUACCUCUCAAAUGAAUGCAACGUUUGAUGUAGGUGUUUUGAUAUGCCUCAGAAAGUAUCUGAGUGUCUGGGAACUUGUUAAUCUGUUUGGUAAUGAAGAUACUUCCUGUUUUUUGUUGCUUCUUUUCAUGUUUAAAAUUUAAUUUUUACAUUUUUACUACUGUUAAUUUAAGUAAAAUUUGUUCUCUGGUUAAAAUGGGGUUACCAGUGAAGAAAAUUAAAAACAGCCUCAUUCAUGUAACUGCUUAAAUAAAAAUGCAGUUUUGCUAUGUGUUCAUAAACUUUUAAUGAAUCUGUAUUUCUGUUUAAAUAUAAGUGAUGUUUAGGCUUUAUUUCUGUUUAAUAAGGCCUUUUAUCAUUGAUUAAAUAAAGGAAUGUAUCUUUUUGAAGAGAUUUAUAUUCUGUAAAUAAAAAUUGGUUGUAACAAUAAAGUUGAGUUCUAACUGCUUGU